Molecule: messenger RNA, 2503 nt
Organism: Empidonax traillii (willow flycatcher)
Lineage: Eukaryota; Metazoa; Chordata; Aves; Passeriformes; Tyrannidae
Product: semaphorin-3F-like
Exons: 19
Coding region: 94-2439 (781 amino acids)
Biological process (GO): neural crest cell migration; axon guidance; negative regulation of axon extension involved in axon guidance
Molecular function (GO): chemorepellent activity; semaphorin receptor binding
Source: RefSeq, a predicted model, not a curated record
CCCUCCGCACCCCUGCAGCCGCCGCCGGGACCCCCGCGGAGGCUCAGCCCCCCCGGACUCCCCUUGAUUUCGGCGCCCAGGCGUGUGCCCACCAUGCCCGUGGUCGGCGUCCUCCUCUGGGCCACCCUGCUGACUCUGGGCUGGCGGGCUGCCCACCCGAAGGACCACGGCUUGGCCACCCCCAGGGUCCAGCUCUCCUUCAAAGAGCUGAAGGCGACGGGCACAGCACACUUCUUCAACUUCCUCCUCAACUCCAGCGACUACCGCAUCCUGCUGAAGGACGAGGACCAUGACCGCAUGUACGUGGGCAGCAAGGACUAUGUCCUGUCGCUGGACCUGCACGACAUCAACCGCGAGCCCCUCAUCAUCCACUGGCCCGCAUCCCAGCAGAGGAUCGAGGAGUGCAUCCUGUCAGGCAAGAACAGCAAUGGGGAGUGUGGCAACUUCAUCCGCCUGAUCCAGCCCUGGAACCGGACGCACCUCUACGUGUGUGGCACCGGUGCCUACAACCCCAUCUGUGCCUUCGUCAACCGCGGGCGCAAAGCCCAGGGGUUUCCGCCGAGCCAGCCGGGAGGCCGGGAAAGCGGAUCCACCGACAGCCCCCACAGCCCGAGACCAGCACAAAGCAAGGAUUAUAUCUUCUACCUGGAGCCAGACAGGCUGGAGUCAGGCAAGGGGAAGUGUUCCUACGACCCCAAAGUAGACACCGUCUCUGCGUUAAUAAAUGAAGAGCUCUAUGCUGGUGUGUACAUUGACUUCAUGGGCACGGAUGCAGCCAUCUUCCGCACCAUGGGCAAGCAGACGGCCAUGAGGACAGACCAGUACAACUCCCGCUGGCUCAACGACCCAGCCUUUGUUCGUGCCCAGCUCAUCCCUGACAGCAGUGAGAGGAACGAUGACAAGCUCUAUUUCUUCUUCCGAGAGAAGUCAGCUGAUGCCCCGCUGAGCCCUGGGGUCUAUUCCCGCAUCGGGCGCAUCUGCCUGAAUGACGAUGGGGGCCACUGCUGCCUUGUGAACAAGUGGAGCACCUUCUUGAAGGCCCGGCUUGUCUGCUCCGUGCCGGGACCUGAUGGAAUUGAAACGCACUUCGAUGAGCUCCAGGACGUCUUCAUCCAGCAGACUCAGGACACCAAGAACCCUGUUAUCUACGCCGUGUUCUCUGCUUCGGGGUCGGUCUUCAAGGGCUCUGCCGUGUGUGUCUACUCCAUGGCCGACAUUCGCAUGGUCUUCAACGGGCCCUUCGCGCACAAGGAGGGACCCAAUUACCAGUGGAUGCCCUACACAGGCAAAAUGCCCUAUCCCCGUCCAGGCACCUGCCCCGGGGGAACCUUCACCCCAUCCAUGAAGUCGACCAAGGACUACCCUGAUGAAGUGAUCAACUUCAUGCGCUCACACCCGCUGAUGUACCACGCCGUGUACCCCACGCACCGCCAGCCGCUGGUGGUCCGCACCAACGUCAACUACCGCUUCACCACCGUGGCUGUGGACCAGGUGGACGCGGCAGAUGGGCGCUAUGAGGUGCUUUUCCUGGGCACAGAUCGGGGCACUGUGCAGAAGGUCAUCGUGCUCCCCCGGGAUGACAUGGAGACAGAGGAGCUAAUGCUGGAGGAGAUCGAGGUGUUCAAGGUUCCAGCACCCAUCAAGACAAUGACCAUCUCCUCCAAGAGGCAACAGCUGUAUGUGUCCUCGGCCGUAGGCGUGACCCACCUGGCCCUGCACCGCUGCGACGUGUACGGGGAGGCCUGUGCCGACUGCUGCCUGGCACGGGACCCCUACUGCGCCUGGGACGGCAGCGCCUGCACCCGCUACUCUGCCUCCUCUAAGAGGCGGAGCCGGCGGCAGGACGUCAGGCAUGGUAACCCCAUCCGGCAGUGCCGUGGCUACAACUCCAAUGCCAACAAGAACACGGUGGAGGCUGUGCAGUACGGGGUGGAGGGCAGCACUGCCUUCUUGGAGUGCCAGCCCCGCUCGCCCCAGGCCAGUGUCAAGUGGCUGCUGCAGAAGGACAACAGCGACCGGCGGAAAGAGCUGCGGGUGGAGGGCCGGGUGCUGCGGACGGAGCAGGGCUUGCUACUGCGCGCCCUCCAGCUUGGCGACAGCGGCCUCUACUCCUGCACCGCCACCGAGAACAACUUCAAGCACACGGUGACCAAGGUGCAGCUCCGCGUCCUCAGCAGCCGCACUGUCCACGCCGUGCUGGUCCAGGCGGAGACCCCUCCUGGCCUGCCGGGUGUCCCCACUCCCCGCUACCAGGACCUGCUGCAGCUCCUCACCCAGCCCGAAAUGGGACUCCUGGACCAGUACUGCCAGGGCUACUGGCGGCACACGGCUGCCAGCCCCCCGCAGCCACUGGCUGGCCUCAAAGCCAAGGAGCAGCAGGACCAGAAGAAGCCUCGAAACCGCCGAAAUCACCAGCCAGAGACCUAUGGGCAUACAUGAAACCAUCAUCAGGGACUUUGCUAGCACAGUGGUCUAUUUUUCCCCCCUUUUAAUAUUAAAAAUA